ACCCGCCCCAUCCUGCGCCGGAGUCUCUCCGGGAGACGAAGCGGAAGUCUCGGCGUACCUCCAGAAGGCUGGCGCUGGGCGCGCGGCAUCAUGGCCGCCGACAGUGACGACGGUGUGCCUUCGGUUCCAGCGACCUCUGACGGUGAUGUCAACAAAAACACAAAAUCUGCAGAGGAGUUUGUGGUACAGGUUCCUGUGGUGGAUGUACAGAGUGACAACUUCAAGGAGAUAUGGCCGUCGCUCUUGCUGGCCCUUAAUACGGCGAGCUUUGUGGCUGUGGACACGGAGCUGAGUGGGCUUGGGGACCGGAAGAGUUUGCUGAAUCAGUGCAUCGAGGAACGUUACAAGGCCGUGUGUCAUGCUGCCAGGACCCGUUCUGUUCUGUCCCUGGGCCUCGCCUGCUUCAAGCAGCAGCCAGAUAAGGGUGAAAAUUCUUACUUGACCCAAGUGUUCAAUCUCACCUUACUGUGCAUGGAGGAGUAUGUCAUAGAACCAAAGUCUGUGCAGUUCCUGGUACAGCACGGCUUCAAUUUCAACCGGCAGUAUGCUCAGGGUAUCCCCUACCAUAAGGGCAACGACAAGGGAGACGAAAGCCAGAGCCAGUCAGUACGGACCCUGUUCCUUGAACUGAUUCGGGCCCGUCGGCCCCUGGUGCUACAUAAUGGCCUUAUAGACCUGGUGUUCCUGUACCAGAACUUCUACGCACACUUGCCUGAGAACUUGGGAACCUUCACUGCUGACCUGUGUGAGAUGUUCCCAGCAGGCAUUUAUGACACCAAAUAUGCUGCAGAGUUUCAUGCCCGCUUUGUAGCUUCCUACUUAGAAUAUGCUUUCCGGAAAUGUGAGCGGGAAAAUGGGAAGCGGCGGGCAGCUGGCAGCCCACACCUUGCCCUGGAGUUCUGCAGCUAUCCAACUAGCAUGAGAGGCCACAUUGACUACCGCUGCUGUGCGUCUCCUGUGACCUCCCGCCUUUCUCACACCACCGGCAUCUGCACCAAGUUCUCGGCCUAUGGCUGGUGCCCUCUAGGACCUCAGUGUCCUCAGUCACAUGAUAUUGACCUUAUCAUUGACACUGAUGAGGCUGUGGCAGAGGACAAACGGCGACGGCGGCGACGUAAGGACAGACGGAAAAGGGCUUUGCUGAGCCAGCUAGGGACAGAGACCUUUGAGGAAGCUGAAGAUGGUCCUCCCAUUAAGCAGGUCUGUGAAGAUAGCCUCAAGACAGAAAUUGAGCAAAAAGUGACAGAGGGUGAAUCUAGGGAUCAAGCUGAAGAUGGUCCUCCCAUAAAGACAGAAAUUGAGCAAAAAGUGACAGAGGGUGAAUCUAGGGAUCAAACUGAAGAUGGUCCUCCCACAAAGCAGGUCUGUGAAGAUAGCCUCAAGACAGAAAUUGAACAAAAAGUGACAGAGGGUGAAUCUAGGGAUCAGCUUGGCUCCAAGCAAGAUCACAACAGUGACUUAGAGGUGGAGCAUAAGGCAACAAGUUCUGAAAUAGCUGAUGUGGCUGCCUCAGAACUGCCAGUGAGUCAAGCCAGUCCUCAUCCUGUGCCUGGGGAUGGAUUGCAUCGGGCUGGUUUUGAUGCCUUUAUGACAGGCUAUGUGAUGGCCUAUGUGGGACUGAGGCACGGACCUCAACUCUGCAGUUCUGGACCUUGGCUUCCUGAAUGUCACAAUAAGGUAUAUCUAAGCGGCAAAACUGUACCACUCACAGUGGCUAAGAGCCAGUUUUCUCGUUCUUCCAAAGCCCACAACCAGAAAAUGAAGCUGGCUUGGGGCAGCAGCUGACUCAAACAUCUGCCUGGCGCUAGACCUAGGGAGAGAAGCUAAGAGUAGGAAAGAGAUGUUUGGCUCUGUGUAGUGGCUCAUGUCUGCAUCCCAGUACCCUGAAGGCUGAGGCAGGAAGACUGCUACAGUUCAUGACCUACUCAAAUCAGCCAGAGCUGUAUGGAAAAACCCUGUUUCAAAAAAGAAAAAGUUAUUUGAGUUGUUAGCCUGUGUAUGUUGCGUUUAAGUACUACGGAGUUGUUGUGCAGGUCCUGGCAGAGACAAUGAGCGCCUCACUGUUUUCUUUUGUACAGAGGCCUGACCCUGGGGUACAAAAUAAGACUAACUAGCACCUGGAACAUCAACUUUAUUUUUUAAUCUGAAAGUGUCUUGGGAAAAGUUUUACAAAAAAAAAAAAUCAACAGAAAUGAAUUAUGAAAAUAUUUAACCAA
Messenger RNA from Microtus oregoni (creeping vole), 2216 nucleotides. It is a transcript of the gene Toe1, whose product is annotated as target of EGR1, exonuclease. Gene Ontology annotation, cellular component: Cajal body; cytoplasm. Gene Ontology annotation, biological process: snRNA 3'-end processing. Gene Ontology annotation, molecular function: 3'-5'-RNA exonuclease activity; snRNA binding; metal ion binding. The coding region runs from base 91 to 1785 and encodes 564 amino acids. The record is from RefSeq and is a predicted model, not a curated record. The transcript is spliced from 8 exons. Lineage: Eukaryota; Metazoa; Chordata; Mammalia; Rodentia; Cricetidae.